AUGCAGAGGUUGCCCGGGUCUUUCGUGCUGAUCUCCAUGCUCAAUCCUGAGCCUAUACUGCCCACCACCAAUGUUCUUGACAAUGAUCUACAAACGAAAGACAAUGCCAAUCUAUCUCUUCGCAAUGAACGCAAGAUCGUAGGAGCUCUAGCUUUUCUCUUCGCGCUGACCGACGAUCCGACUAAGGUCAGUGCUCUUUGCCUCGAGCGAGAUGCUCAGCAAUCCGCUUGUGUAAUUCGAGUUGCGAUGAAUACUGGUGUCCCUCAAAGCUAUCUGAUCAGCUUCAGUAAAAUAGCACGGGCACUUGAAGAUCUGGCCAGAUCAGGCGACUCCAAUAGCUAUGUGACCCUUUCUAAACAAGUCAUUGACGUAAACCGGAAUCGUAUUUUGUCACGGUUGAGGUCCAAACAUGCACAAAGCAGCAAGUCUAUGAAGGCGGCGUUUGCGGACCGCCUUCGAGCGAUGACAGGUGCGCUUUCAGCACUGGAGCAUCCUGCUGCAGAAGUCGCAGCAUUAAAGGUAGUCGUCUCGAAACUCGUUGAAGAUAUCGCACUACUCGAGGCUACGCCUCACGUCUUGGUCAACGCUGGCGAGUCCGAUGAGAAAAUACUGACGGUUCUAUCACGGAUGGAUGAUCUACCAGAGACCAGUCGUCUGCGAACUCUCCUCGACCAACUUCCUGCCGACAAGUUCUCAAAUCCGGAGAGCUUGUUGCUGGCAAUCACGAAAUUGCGUAACUAUCAUGGAUCGUGUCAGCUACUUGGCAGUGCUGUUCGCAACUUCAAGUUCUUUCAGUGCGUGUCCGUGCAGACGGUCGAUGCAAGAACAACGGUUCCGCUGAGAGAACCCCAAGUGUCGGCAUCCAUACAUGAGAUCCUCGGGAGACUUAACAUCCAAUGGGACCAUGAUUCAGCCCGGAAGUUUGGUGUGAACCUACGGAAGGCCAAUGCACAAUUCCAGCGCGAAAUGGCUACUCUAAAGCCCAAAGUUCACGCAGAGGUUCAGCUCAUUUACCAUUACGAAAUGAAUCCCCAGCUUGAGCGUCCAAGAGUCAUCUGUUCGAGCAAGAGUGCUUGCUAUCUAUGCGACACAUUUGUGAAAUUGCAUAGUGAAUUCUUCAUCUCGAGGACUCACGGUGUACUAUAUCCUCAAUGGACACUGCCAAAUAUUCCCCAGGGCAGCAUACCACCGGAGAGAGAACAAGCAAUGCAAAGCAAUGUUGGAAACUUGGCAAGAAGGGUUGAAGAUCUUUUGAGGGAUUUGUGGAUUCGGCCACAGACUAGAAGAUUGCAUCCAAAUGAAAGCGCAGUAUCCUUGAUGCACUGGACGCCGUUAAGCUCGACAAGCACUUCAACGACUACCAAUCAACCAGUUUCCGGAUCGUACCAAACCAAGGACUCAAUACACAUGUGCACAGUCAACCCCAGAGUUACGCCGGAGGCUAAUGGUGUCCCAGCCAAAACACUUACGGUCAGUAGAGAGCUCUCUCGGUUGGAAGGGAGUGCUUCUCUCUCUGGUACGGAUCUCGCCGUCUCCUCUUCAACUUCGCAUGAUCUCAAUUGCCAAGAUGGUGUUCAGACAUCUGCAAACAUCGGAGAUCAUGGAAGUCGAAGCUGCCUCGCGCAAACGGCACGUGGAAGGCUAAAAAUUGCUGAAGCUCACGACUACGCAAGUGCUAGCCUUUCACGUUCCGAUGAUACGGGACGUAGGAUCGACUUUCAUGAUUCAGGGAUCCAGAUGGUGCUGGAAUUUCCCACGCAUGCUGUAGUAAGCAUUGCAACGGGCGAGCAAUCCGAGAGAUUGAUUGGUACGGUCGUAGUGGAUCUUGCAACGUUGUCGCCCGGGUGCGAGGUCUCCUUCGACCUCGCCGGUGAUUCGGACGAGGGACGAAGCAUUGUGCUGGUGCAGAAACUACACAACGAGACAGUCUUGUGGUGGAAGAUAAUCUGGCGAUAUUGA
Molecule: messenger RNA, 1959 nt
Organism: Lithohypha guttulata
Lineage: Eukaryota; Fungi; Ascomycota; Eurotiomycetes; Chaetothyriales; Trichomeriaceae
Exons: 2
Coding region: 1-1959 (652 amino acids)
Source: RefSeq, a predicted model, not a curated record